GCGCCAAAUGACGUGUGCCUUUCUGGCUUUCUGGUCCUCAGACCUCGUCAGACCUCGACCCUACAAAGCCAGCAGUCGACUUUUUGGUGGGAUGAAGUCAUGUGGUGGUUAGGACGGCCUCGUUAAGCCGCCAAAAACCAGGGCCUCAGCAGCAAGGCACCUGCAAGGAGCUGCAAGGUAGGCCACACAAUGACGGCAGGGCCAUCAUUCCCUCCCUUUCUCACUCCCUCUCUGGGCACAGUCCAGUCCCGCUUGGCAAGCGCCGCCUGUCGCCCACUGGCCUGGCAAGCCUGGCCUGCUGCCACACCACGUCAUCCUGCUGAGCCCACCCUGGCGCUUGACUGGGCAUCCGGAAUGUUCUCUGCGUGUGGUUUUUUGUCUUAUUAUAUCAACAGCCCGGCCACCGUUCCGUUGUGUUGUUGUUGUUGCUGAUCUUGUUGUUGUUUUGUAAAGCCUGUCUAUUCAUCUUCCUCCUUCCUCCUCUGUUAACAUCCAUCCGUAAAUAUUGUUGCACACGGUCUCCGACGUCCUCAACAUAGUUUCAUAUUAUUGAACUAUUUGCCUCGCCCACAGUCAACCAACCCCCAACUUCUCUCAACAUGGCUCUUGGUUUCGUCGCUAUCGCCCAUCUCGUGGCCGUCCUCUUCUCCAUAAUAGAACUCGGCCUCACGGCCUAUGUCGUCAGCGUCUACGACGGCCGCUGGGACAAUGGCUACUCCUACUACGGCAGCAACUCUCCCGAUAGGGUCAACUUCAUGGUCUUCAACUCUGUCUGGUCCCUGCUGGUCCUGGCCUACAUCGGCCUCACACCCCUCUACAUGACCAGCAUCUUCCACCGCCUCGCUGCCCUUGGCCUGGAGGCUGUCACCAUGAUCUUCUGGUUCGCUGGCUCCAUCGCCCUUGCCGUCUUCAUCGGCGUGCCCAGGUGCCACGGCAACACCUUCUGUGGCUCCAUCCAGGCCGCCGUCGCAUUCGGCUUCUUCUUGUGGGCAAUCUUCCUCUUCCUGGUGGUCCUCGACGGCAUUGAGGCUAUGAAGUCCCGCCGUCACUCAACGGGCACCGGUCACCACAGCCACACCAAGCCUUAUGCUGGCGCCUAAACAUCGCCUCCGAGCAGCCGGAACGGCCAAAUCGAAGCUCGGUUGGAAGGGGUGUCGAAUACCCCUGGUAAUUCUUAGUAUGUGCGCUGUUUGAUCGUCUAGGACGAAGAAUGGGAACAAUCACCUUGCGGGAAGGAGAAAACUCCAGGCGUUAUAUUGGUCGCGAAGCGGGGCUCUGACUUCCAGUCACUAUUUAUACCCUCAAGAUACCACAUAUAUCUCUGAUUUGCGCUGUCACUUUUAAUUAAUAUCAAUCACCGUCAUCUGAUGGCCACAAAA
Messenger RNA from Diaporthe batatas, 1379 nucleotides. RefSeq lists its product as uncharacterized. Gene Ontology annotation, cellular component: membrane. The record is from RefSeq and is a predicted model, not a curated record. Lineage: Eukaryota; Fungi; Ascomycota; Sordariomycetes; Diaporthales; Diaporthaceae. The transcript is spliced from 2 exons. Bases 600 to 1100 code for a protein of 166 amino acids.